AUGACCUUUAACCUGACCAGGUGCCACAGACUGACCCAUUUGAUGCGUGUGCAGCAUGCCCUGGACGACACGAUGAACUGGCUGAGUACGUUGGGCGGAGCCUAUUCAUCACUAGGGGAACAGGAUUUGAAUUUUGCAUACUUAGCUGGUAAGAAAUCAGAGCAACAGUUAAGGCUGGCCUUAUUUUUGGAUAUUCCCCCUUUGGUUAUGAGGUGCAAACUUUUUUGGGCUCUCUCUCUCGCCCAAAAGAAGAAGUUCAAGAGGGCUGAGGUCAUUAUUAGAGACCAGUACGAAUCAGCCAAAAAGUUACUCGUGCCCGAUCCAGUCCUAUUGAACAUGUGCAAGGGCAUCUGGAGUAGGUUGAAGUACCACAAGCUGGCUGCCCGUGGAAGGUGUAAUGGUCGUUGGAAGUGUGGCGAUGUGGCUGAUGGUGUCACUGCAACCAGACUGACGUCAUCAAUAACAACGGAACCAUCAACACCGGAUGUAGCUACAAACUCAAUUGCUAUUCUUACUACCAAUUCAAGCGUUACAGUUGCAGCAAAUCGAACGACAGCAUCGGAUACAACAUCAUCAAUGACGUCAUCGUCUACAUUAUCAUCAUGA
Molecule: messenger RNA, 606 nt
Organism: Helobdella robusta
Lineage: Eukaryota; Metazoa; Annelida; Clitellata; Rhynchobdellida; Glossiphoniidae
Exons: 3
Coding region: 1-606 (201 amino acids)
Source: RefSeq, a predicted model, not a curated record